GGUACAUGUACGAUAUGCCCAAACGUCCAAUCGCCUCCUCUGUGGAUCACAUUCCAUAAGUACAAUGUGUCAUGACUUGUUUUGUGAGAACCAGUGGAGCCUCCAUCAUCACCGGUAUUGUAAAAGCUGUGGGCUCAAUGUUCCGAUUCAGAGCCGCUUUGAUGUUUUGAAGAGCUUUCUCGCCACUAGUGCUGUACGUUUGCACGGACCUGCCCAAAGCGGUUCAAAGGAGCGGCUUUUAUGUCUGCUCGUUGGCUGACUCGACUCUAAUCUGAAGACUCACAGCAUUCAUCACUGCCCUCCAAAAAACCUCCGCAUUUGAUACUGGUCAACAGAGCUUUUAGCCAGUGCUAGCUAGUACCUUUGUCGAACUCUCUACCAACCUUUGUGAAGAAACCACCCUCGUAUAAACACCUCUCUCCGCGGCAUUUGAACCUGUUUGCCGCAACAAGCUACCCAUAGCAACUCUAUCACCUCUAGAUCCCAGAAACCAAGCCUUGUGUUCUGGUCUCCUUUGACAACUAGCCAUGACAACCCCUGCGAAGAAUGCCGCGAAAGGCACGGAACCGCAUGAACAUGGCCAUAAUGACACAAACGAUGUAGAUUCAGACCGCCUCUAUGUAGUAGCUGAACUGGGCAUGCUAGGGUCUUCAUCCCGAGAAGAGGAACAACCAGCUAGACAGAGGACAGAAAGGAACUCAGCGACCGAUUCGGGGUAUGGUCCUCCUGUGACCACCCCCAGGACAACAUCAUAUGCUGCAGGCUAUGACGAAACAGGAGAAGAUGAAUCACAAGGCACCAGGGAGGACGAGUUCAUCAUGAAAGUACUGCGGGAGAGGAUGUGGGAGGUUUCCAUUGGCAGCGCCACGGCGGUUGGCAUCCCAACACAGCACGGAUCAACCAUCAACAGUCAGCAUCAAGAGCAACUACAAGGAUCUACCCACUCACGACAGCCAGGGGCAUAUGCAGCAAGGCCUGGUACUGGGGAACUUCAGAGAGCCGAGUCUCUCAACUUAUCACUAGUUGGUUCAUCAUGCGAAUUUUCACUAGAUGGACACGAAGAAGAACUUGGCCUGUUCAAAGUAUCAGGCACGAGCGCCCAUACCAGAAUGACAUCAAGUUCAAGAGAGAGUGUGGAUGCAAGGGCUCAGACCCAUCAUGGUACCAGUGAUGAUGGGGGCUUGGUGGUGGCAAACUUGGUUGAUGAAGACUUGCCCCAUGCGGAACACUACAGCAUUCAGACUCGGAAUAGGAAGAGGAAGGCACAUUCAGAGCAAGCAAAAACCAGAAUCAUUUUGGGGGUCAUGACUUUGGCAAUGAUCAUCAUCAUACUGACAGCAGUCCUCCCUCUUGUCAACAAGGGCGCAACCCCUGACACACCUGAAUCGGGGACAGAACUUCAGACAAACUAUCCUUCAGAGUCUCCAGUCAAUCCAUUGGAGAAGAAAAUCAAGUACGUGCUGUUCAAAGGAGAUGCCACACUGGCUCUAGGAGAUGCCGAUUCACAUCAGUCCAGAGCCUAUCAGUGGCUAUUGCAAGACUCUGAUCAUCUCCCCACGUAUUCUGAUGAAAGGAUAAUUCAGAAAUUUGCUCUGGCCAGUUUGUACUUUGCCACUGAUGGCAAUGGUUGGGAAGAUAACACAAACUGGCUCAAUCAUAGCAUCCACGAAUGCAGCUGGUUCCAAAAGCCAAGUUUUUCAAGGAAACAUGUCACUUCUCUUUAUCUUCCAGGGUACCUUGAUGGUUUCUUGGAACCUCCUCCCUCCACUCCAUGUGAUGCGGAUGGGCUCUACCAACACAUUUGGCUUGACCAGAACAAUCUUGUGGGCUUCCUGCCAACUGAGUUUUUCAUGUUAACAACAUUGAAGACACUGUCAAUGGGGAGGAAUCAAAUAGAUGGGAACAUUUCUAGUAUGAUUGGGAAACUGACACGAUUGGAAGGACUAUCCUUUGGUCAGCUGCCUCCCAAAGGUGUCAUUCCAACUGAAGUAGGUUUGCUGACAAACUUGAAUGUACUCUUCUUGGGUCGAAAUCAGCUUCAGGGAACUAUUCCCAGUGAGCUCUGGAAGCUUACCAACUUGGUUGAUGUGGUUCUGUUUGGGAACCCCGAACUGGGGGGGACAAUCCCCACUGAGAUAUCUGCUUUCUCAAAGUUAAGAUGGCUCAUCCUGGAUCAGAGUGGCUUUUCAGGAACAAUUCCAACUGAAAUAGGGCAAAUCAAAUCACUGGAGUGGCUUGUAAUUGCUGAGAAUAGCAUGACUGGGAACCUUCCAAGUGAGAUAGGGCAGCUUUCAAAGUUGAUGUUGAUUUCUGCAUGGGACAACUGGUUUGAAGGCGCUCUACCUACAGAGUUUGGCCUUCUCUCAUCAAUGUUUUUGGCUCGACUGGACAAGAACCAGUUUUCUGGUCAAGUCCCAAGUGAGCUUGGCCUUCUCGCAAGCUUGGAGGAUUCCCUGGACUUGAGAGACAAUCUGUUUUCCGGAGUCAUUCCCACCCAACUUGGCUUCUUGACAAGGCUACAAGAGUUGGAGUUUUCCAACAACCAAUUCUCUGGCCAGAUCCCUAGUGAGCUUGGUCAGCUCACCAACAUGGUCCAGUUGACAUUUGCCAAUAACGCCAUAUCUGGCACUGUCCCUCAAGAACUAUCGUCACUUCAGGACUCUUUGUACAUGUUGAAGCUGGAAGGUAAUCCAGGCUUGUCUGGGACUGUUCCUGUGGAGCUAUGUACCAUCAAUGCCACCUGUACAAGCACUUCUGUGAAUGAAUGUGGAGAUGCUGCUGGACUGGCUUUUGACUGUUCCAGCUUGCUUUGUGGCUGUGGUUGCUUGUGCAGUCAUGCAUAGCAUCUGACUAUAGGAAUUGGAUCUGUCCAAAAUGAGCACAAGGUCUCAACGGAUUCAACAUGUGCUACCGGUAUGACAAGCGUGGCUCUCUGGCAACUCCUUCCACCAAACCCAUGUCUUGGUCAAGGCAAUUAAUGCUCUCAGGCCUUCAUGACAAAUCUAAGUAGUGCAUUUCAUAACUUCAUGCUCAACCAUUUCUUUGGGGUACUACACUACAUCCGCGUUUCCUUUGCGUAAUAGCGCGUUUUAUUAAGGAUGUCCCACGGGGUAGG
Seminavis robusta is the source of this 3115-nucleotide messenger RNA. The record is from the annotation of a GenBank genome assembly. Lineage: Eukaryota; Bacillariophyta; Bacillariophyceae; Naviculales; Naviculaceae.